Messenger RNA from Haliotis rubra (blacklip abalone), 3013 nucleotides. RefSeq lists its product as uncharacterized. NCBI's taxonomy places the organism in Eukaryota, Metazoa, Mollusca, Gastropoda, Lepetellida, Haliotidae. The record is from RefSeq and is a predicted model, not a curated record. Bases 1081 to 1983 code for a protein of 300 amino acids. The transcript is spliced from 2 exons.
GCCCAGAUUGGAGUCGGGCUUCAAUCAGUUGGUUGCCAGCUCGCACAUUUUAUACGAGGGAUUAGGAAAGUGUGUUCCAUUUAAACAGCCAUUCUGAUGGUAAUCUGGCCAAACUCCCAGCAUAGCAAGUUAGUGGUGACAAAUCAGACACGAAGCCAGUGAGAAAGCCUGCAUGACAUUGUUGAAUAUGAUAUUAGCCAAGUGACAGAUCUCCCAUUCAAUUCAACAGUCACUGCUACAGGUGGUGUCAGAGAUCGGUGACACAGUGGUGGAGAGAACACCUUGCUGCCUCUGCCUUGAUCGCCAGAGUCAAUGUCCUUCACAUGUCACACAGAAGGGGCUGGGUGCUCCUGGCAACGACAUAUAGACCUAUUGAUCCGUCCAUUCCAUCACAGGCUUGAAACGCAACACGAGCCGUGCCGAUCGCCAACCGCUGCUGAGGAUUGCUGUUGUUGGAAGUAAUGGUCCCGGAGUAGUUGACAGAAUCGGGAGAGUCGGCUGACAGAAGGGCGGACAGUGCUAGGGAUAGGGGCAGCACUUUAAAUGGACGACAUCUAUUAAACGUAUGCUUACUUGAGAAUGAAGAUAACCCAGCCAAGUGUCCCCAGUCAUGAAGGCUGCCAGGGGUAGAUUGCACCCUGGUUGGAAGGAACUCACCCAGCACUGGUGAUAACAGUACUCCAUAUCCAGAACAGAGGGGUUGAUAACGGGUGACAGGCAUCAAGAUGGAUGAGAACACGCUUGCCUAUCACACUAAGCUUCACCAGUGGUAUGAGCUCCACAGACUCAACCGUAGCGGAGACAUGGCCAGUCUCAAGCUCCCAGAAGAUGGAGCUCAUCUCACUCCGCAAAAGGCUGUUGAAAUUGACCUGUGGAGAAAGGAGGUCAAUAAAAUCUUCGUAAAACCGAAGAAAAUCGAGAAGAAAUCUGAAUUCUGGAGAUGUCAUAUGAGCUCCGACCUCGGCUACUAAAUAUUACAAUAACUCCGACCCACGUCGGGUCAAAUCGGCCAGAUUCUUCUCCAACCGGAACAAAACAGGAGCAGUUGACAUCAAUGCUUUGCCAUCUCACUUGGCUGAAAUGUCCAUCCAUUACAACCGUGAACGAAGGGGUGUUUACACACCAGGGUUCUCAGCCGAAGACUUGCUGGUUAAGGGUAGAAAGCAAGAGCUUCACCUACCGCAGUUUCUCCGAGCAAUCCGAGGUCAAGGGUCAGAUGAAGGGACAAGUCAAAGAGGAGGCACCCAUGUUUCCAUCCCCAAUCCUGUCCGUGACUGUGAAGUUACAACCAACAAUGAGUCAGGUGUAUGCACAGAAACAGCCGACGAGGCCCCAGAGGGCCGAAAAGCUAUUGUCUGUGAUCGCUCUCAAUCAAACAACCUCCUGAAUGUCAUGUCUAUCGAUGACUGUAAAAUGGGUCUCAGAUACCGACCACAACGAGUGAUUAGCUCUCAUGAGUUGGAGAGAUGUGAUGAUUCAACAAACGGUGACAGUAACAUAGAUGAAAAUGGGAAUGCUCAUCCCUUACGAAUUAGCCAAGGGACUGGAUCAGGAAUGACACCAGUCUCCCAAACAAGAAUUAACUCAUUACUUUCUGCUCAGAGAAUAAAACACAAGCACUUGGUGAUAAAUGGCAACAAUGUGGCUCCAGAACGACCUCAGUCGGCCAUCUUGGCUCGAGCCUUUGACACUAUCCUACAAGAAAACUCCAUGCUAUCAGCCCCACUGCACCCAAAGGAGGUUCGUUUCUUUGCUGGCAGCAAGGACAUGGGGUACCCCGCCAAUGGUAAGCACAUUUAUCAAAGACUAAACUCAACACUUAAGAACAAAAUGAACAAUGUGGUGAAGGCACGGUGUGAUGGCUUAAGGCGAAAGGACUCAAUAAGCGCUCGUGUGCAAUACAAUGGAACAGACAGCCUUAAGUUCAGUAAAAGGUCAACAGCCACAGAAUCUCUUGUCUCUGAUGAUGCUAAGCAGCUGUAACCGAACUUGUGUGAAAUGAGUCGAGGUUGAGGUCACAAGGAUCUCCAAGGUCACGGGGAUGACAGAAUCCUUAGACUCCGAUGAUGCCGAACAGCUGUAACAAAACCUUUGACAUGUGUUUCGUUCUUGAGGUCAAAGAGGAUGAAAGAAUCAUUCGAGUCUGAUAAUGCCGAACAGCUGUAACAAAACCUUUGACAUGUGUUUCAUUCUUGAGGUCAAAGAGGAUGAAAGAAUCAUUCGAGUCUGAUAAUGCCAAACAGCUGUAACACAACCUUUGACAUGUGUUUCAUUCUGAAGGUCAAAGAGGAUGAAAGAAUCAUUCGAGUCUGAUAAUGCCGAAAAGCUGUCACAGAACCUUUGUUUGAAAAGUGUUGUGUUCUCCCAGGUAACGAGGAUGAGAUAACCUUUCAACUCCCAUGACCCCGAACAGCUGUAACACAACGUUUGCUUGAUAUGUGUUUUCUGAGGUCACGAAUAUGACAGAAUCCUUCAACUCAGAAGAUACCAAACAGCUGGAACUGAACCUUUGUUAGAAAUGUGUUGAUUGUUUUAAUAUUGGAAGAACAAUCCUACCAUUAUCUUUGAAAUGUGUUGCAUUCUCUGACAUUGCAAAGACAACAGAACCCUUCGGCUCUGAAGAUGCCGAACAGUUUUUACUGUGUUAUUUGACUGAAAUGUGUUACUCUUGGAGGGAUGUUUUCAGUUUCUUUGAGGAUAGAGAUCAGUGUUGUCCAUAUUCUUGUUCUUCUGAGUGAGGGAACCUGGAUUAUAUCAUACUGGGUAGACUUUUCGUGGUAAGUUUCUUUUACAGUAUAAAAACCUGGGGUACUUUAUGAAUGAAUGGUGUUGUUCUGUUCAAUGAUGAUCCAAUGUUGAUGAACUUUGUCUUGCACUAUUCACACUGAAGGGAUACAAAUAAGAAUCGUCUCCAUCUGUUUAAAUUUUGUGUGUGAAUAACAUCCUUGUGAAUUGAUGGCUGAAAGUCACAGCAGAAACUAUAACUUAAUAAAAUGUUUGGUUACCAUGGUUA